GAACACUUUCACUGGAAAUGGAAACAAAUCCUUCUUCAGUCUGACAGGAGACAGAAUGUCCGAAAAGAGUGCAGGCUGUCACGUGACCAUGUACAUGUUGUACGUCGUCGUCAUGUUUACAUUACGUCCAAUCGAAGGCCGGGAAUUACGCAUUGCUUGGAUGGCACCCAAAGAACAGCAUUACAAUUUUAGUGCUUCUGGAAGUGUGGGUGCUCUGAAGUUAGCGUUGGACACAAUCCGCGACGAUCCCAAUCUACUUCCGGGUCAUACCUUAAGCGUUAGUUGGUAUAACUCGGAAUGCCAGAGUAAACCAGCUAUUGCUCAUGCUGUGGAAGCUCGCUACAAUUACAAGCCAGACCUCUUCCUCGGACCUCCGUGUUCAGCAGCCAUGCGUGGUGUAGGACAACUGGCCUCUCAUUGGAACCUGCCUGUGUUUGGCUGGGUCUCCAGUGAUAUCGACCUGCGAGACAAGAGUGUUUACUCGACGCUAAUCCGUCUAUUAGGACCACUGAAUGCAUUCGAAACAACGAUGCAGUAUAUCUCAAAACUGUUCCAGUGGCGUCGGUUUGCUAUCCUGGAAGACCAGUGGACGGCGUAUGAAGGCGUGGCACUAGCCAUACAGACAGCAGCCCAAGAGGCCAAUUAUACUAUCACGUCGUCCUACAAAGUCUCAGAAAACAUGCGCGGGGACAGAAUGCGGGAAAUACUUAGAGAAGUGAAACGAGUUGCAAGAAUCUUGAUAUUUAUCGUUCACUGGCGUUCCAUGCGCAGACUGAUGUUGGCAGCGUAUGACGAAGGCAUGACCAAUGGCGACUACGCAUUUCUCUGCAUACAUGACGACCUUUAUGGCGGUGACACCCUUAAUAACGAGCUGCUUUCUGACAGUGUGUGGAAGUGGCAGGAUGGGAGAGAUGAGGAGGCCCGCAUCGCCUUCGAGAACGUCAUCCAUGUUGUCACAGCAACGGUGGAUUGGUCCAAAUGGUACAGGUUCAAAGAAGCCACAGGUCAUGUUGCCUCAGAAAUGGACGCUAAGUGGGAUUUGCCCAACACUUCGCGGAUGGAUAUGUACGCACCGUUUCUGUAUGACGCGUUGCUUGUCUGGGCUAACCUGGCCACACAGAUACUAUCAGAAGGGGGUGAUCCCAGUAACGGAACCCUCCUGUAUGAACGAGCUCGCUUCUAUGAGGGCAGAGGUAUCACGGGUCCCAUCUCCCUGGACGAGGUGGCGGACAGAGAGCAGAAUAUCUGGUUAUUAGAUCUGCAAGACGACGGCAGCUUCGCCGUCACUACCGAGAUUUACCAUAGCUCUCCCGAUGGCAUGUUUGUGGCGGAAAUCAUCGACAAGACAAAAAUCCGAUGGGCCAGCGGUAAGAUAGGAUUUGAGAACGCCCCACCUGACGUUCCUCCAUGUGGAUUUGACGGGGAGUUAUGUCCCGUAGAAGAGGAGAGGUAUCUCAGCUAUAUGGUCCCCACUAUUAUCAUCAUCCUUCUCACAUCCAUCUUCUUCAUAUGUCUUGUCAGGAUGUACAGGCGCAGAAAGCAUUUGCGUAGCAUGGCGUGGAAAAUAGAUUUUGAGGACAUAGAGUUCGUGUCGUCCACCAUGAUGUUCACGAAGGUAUUUAAGUCCAUUAUCAUCAACAUCGCCUUCCUCACGAGUUUCGGGACUAUUCGCCGGCUAGAGAGCGUGGCCGUCUCCGACUCGGCCCGAUCCUCGAUGAAGCGACGAGCGUCCUCGGUCUCCUGCAGUACCCUCGUCAGCGACGUCUUCCAGGACGAGCUCUUCGUACCCACAGCUUUUGUCAGAGGAAAUAUCGUUGCUGUGAAAAAUUUAAGGAAGAGAACGAUACAUUUAACGGGAAAUAUCAUACGUGAACUAAACCAGCUGAUGGAACUCAAACAUGUCAAUGUGUGCGGUUUUGUCGGUGCCUGUAUGGACCCAGGCCAGAUCUGUUUACUGUGGGAAUACUGUAUUAAAGGCAGUUUACAGGAUGUUAUUUGGAACGAAAACAUAAAACUGGACACACUGUUUCAAUUUGCCCUCUGUCAAGACAUCGCAAAGGGACUAGAAUAUAUUCACAAAAGUGAAGUUAACUUUCACGGCAAUAUGAAGUCCUCCAACUGUGUUAUUGAUAGUCGAUGGACGUGCAAGCUGACAGACUUUGGAGUUCCCAGCUUGAAAGCCAAGGAGCGCGCUUCCAUGGAUACCAUCGACGACAUAUCGAGCCAGUUGUUAUGGUCAUCACCUGAAAUCUUGCGAGGCGAGGAAAAUGUGGAUCGUCAGAAAUGCGACAUGUAUUCAGCAGGGGUCAUUUUCAAAGAAGUCUUCUGUCGAAAUGGCCCGUAUUCAGAGUACGAGUCCAUGUUGCCAUCAGAUAUCCUUGCGCGGAUACGUUCAGUGAAGGACGAGCUGACCUUCAGACCGUCUCUCUCCCUGCUCAUGGAGAACGGAAGUAUAUGCGCCCUUUUGCAGGAUUGCUGGGCAGAGGACCCAAAGACUCGACCAAACGCCACUAAAGUGGUAAAAUGGCUGCUCCGGAUUAACCCGCAUAGCGUGAACAUGAUUGAUCACAUGUUGGAGAUGUUGGAGAAUUACGCGGCCAAUCUGGAGAGCCUUGUUGCUGAGAGAACACAACAGCUGGACAUAGAAAAAAAGAAAACAGAAGAUCUGCUGUAUAGAAUGUUGCCUCAACCUGUAGCAGAAGAUCUUAAACUGGGCAAACCAGUGCAAGCAGAGUAUUUUGACCACGUCACCAUUUAUUUCUCUGAUAUUGUGGGUUUUACUAAAAUAUGCUCAGAAAGCUCUCCAAUGCAGGUGGUGACUCUUCUCAAUGAUCUGUAUACGCUGUUUGACGAUACGAUAUCCACCUACGAUGUUUACAAGGUGGAAACGAUUGGUGACGCCUACAUGCUAGUCAGUGGUUUACCCCACAGAAAUGGAAAUAAACAUAUUACGCAGAUCUGUGACUGUGCCUUAGAUAUUUUGGCUUCUACCUCCACAUUCCGGAUUCCACACAAGCCACAAGAUCAUCUGCGGAUCCGUGUUGGUAUUCACACAGGUCCAGUGGUGGCGGGAGUUGUCGGCCUUGUCAUGCCCCGCUAUUGUCUCUUUGGAGACACAGUCAACACCGCUUCGCGUAUGGAAUCAACAGGCCUACCAAUGAGGAUUCACCUGAGUCCUGACAUUGCCGCCAGUCUGCAGUGCUAUUGCUACCACCUGACGUGUCGAGGCGAAAUCGCUGUCAAAGGAAAGGGCAUCAUGGAAACGUUCUUCUUGGAUGGCAAAGAGAACUUUAUCGCAGAACUUCCGUCCUCUCACAACAAACUGCCGACCCACAUCAAUGACUGA
This is a messenger RNA of Liolophura sinensis, 3346 nucleotides long. Its product is annotated as atrial natriuretic peptide receptor 1-like. Gene Ontology annotation, biological process: intracellular signal transduction; cGMP biosynthetic process; receptor guanylyl cyclase signaling pathway. Gene Ontology annotation, molecular function: peptide receptor activity; guanylate cyclase activity; protein kinase activity. Gene Ontology annotation, cellular component: plasma membrane. The record is from RefSeq and is a predicted model, not a curated record. Lineage: Eukaryota; Metazoa; Mollusca; Polyplacophora; Chitonida; Chitonidae.